AUGGGCGACAAAAAAUCGUCUUUAAGCAACCUGGCGUGCGGUUUGGUUUUCUUUCUGAUUUCUGCCCUGCCCUGCUUUGGAGAUGUGAGCUAUUCUGUUCCGGAGGAGAUGAAACGCGGAUCUAUCAUCGGAAAUAUUGCAAAGGACAUCGGUGUGGAUGUUACAAGUCUAUCUGCUCGCAAAGCUCGUCUAGAUACUGACGGUGGCCACCGACGUUUUUGUGAUAUCAAUCUCAAUUCUGGUGAUUUCAUUGUGUCUGAAAGGAUUGACCGAGAGGAGUUAUGCGGUGAGAAAGCGUCUUGUCCCCUUAAAUAUGAGCUGGUAUUGGAGGAUCCUUUGGAGUUGCAUCGCAUUACCCUUCAAAUUCAGGAUAUCAAUGAUAAUCCACCAACGUUUGCUAGAGAAUUGAUCAAGUUAGAAAUACAGGAAUCGGCAGUUAAAGGCGCUCGCUUCCCUUUGGACGAGGCCCACGAUGCGGAUAUAGGACAGAACGCAGUUCAAAGCUACACACUACAAAGAAACGAUCACUUUGUGUUAGCCGUCCAUACGAACACAGACGGAGGGAAAUACGGUGAGUUAGUUUUAGAAAGGGAGCUGGAUCGUGAAGAACAGAAAGAGCUUACAUUAUUACUUACUGCUAAUGACGGAGGGACUCCACAGAGAUCUGGUACUGUAGUUGUGCACAUCGCUGUGCUCGAUGCUAAUGAUAAUAUCCCCGUGUUUAGCCAGGCCGUUUAUGAAGUCAGUCUGCCAGAAAAUCCUCCCCUAGGUUCUGUAGUGGUUGCAGUCAGCGCCACCGAUGCAGACGAGGGAGCCAAUGGUGAAGUGACGUAUGAUUUCAGUCGUAUAUCAGAUAAAACUAAAAAAGUAUUUUCUAUUAACCACAAAACAGGAGAAAUCCGAAUAUCCGGAACAAUAGAUUUCGAAGAAGAGUCUGUUUACGAGAUGCGCAUCGAAGGCAAAGAUGGUGCUGGACUUGCAUCUCAUACCAAGGUUAUUAUAGAAAUUACUGAUAUGAAUGACAACAGCCCGGUGAUACAUUUAAAAUCUUUGAAGAACCCAAUCACAGAAAGCGCAAUACCGGGCACAGAGGUGGGCAUAAUUAAUGUCCAGGAUAAAGAUUCAGGGGAAAAUCGACAGGUCCGCUGCUCCAUUCAGCAAAAUGUCCCUUUCAAGUUAGUCCCCUCCAUCAAAAAUUAUUACUCAUUGGUAACGACAAGCGAACUCGACCGCGAACUCGUGUCUGAUUACAACAUCACAAUUACAGCUACAGAUGAGGGCUCCCCUCCGUUGUCUUCCUCAAAGACUGUGCAGUUAUCUGUGUCAGACGUGAAUGACAAUCCGCCGUUGUUUGACGAGCAGUCGUACAGCGCCUAUGUGACUGAAAAUAACAAACCGGGCACCUCUGUUAUUUCUGUGAGGGCGAGAGACCCGGACUGGAGGCAGAACGGUACAGUUUUCUAUUCCCUCUUGUCCAGUGAGGUCAGCGGUGUUCCUGUGUCCUCGUUUCUAUCAAUUAACGGAGAUACCGGGGUGAUCCAUUCCGUCUGGUCAUUUGAUUAUGAGCAGUUCAGGAACUUCAAAGUGCAGGUGGUUGCCAGAGACAACGGUUCCCCUCCACUGAGCAGCAACGUGACAGUGAGUGUGUUCAUAACAGAUGAGAAUGAUAACUCUCCACAGAUAUUAUACCCAGCUCCAACAGGGAACUCCUUAAUGACUGAGAUUGUUCCCAAAGCUGCACACGCCGGUUCAUUGGUUUCCAAGGUGAUUGCUGUGGAUGCAGACUCUGGACAGAAUGCAUGGCUGUCUUAUGCUAUUGUGAAGUCAACCGAUCCCGGUCUUUUCACCAUUGCUGUCCAUAGCGGAGAGAUCCGGGCGCAGAGAGACAUUUCUGAAUCUGAUAGUCAGAAGCAGAACCUUGUUAUCUCCGUGAAAGAUAACGGAAAGCCAGCUCUAACUUCAUCCUGUUCAGUUUAUUUAUUAAUAUCGGAUAACUUGGCGGAAGUUCCAGAGUUGAAGGACAUGCAUUACGAGGAGAACAAUUCUAAACUAACUUCAUAUUUGAUCAUCGCACUGGUGUCCGUUUCCACCUUCUUCUUGACUUUCAUUAUUCUUAUCGUCACCAUAAGGUUUUGCAGCAGAAGGAAGCCCAGACUUUUGUUUGACAGCGCAGUCGCCAUUCCAAGCGCUUACUUCCCUGCUGAGGUCGAUGCAACAGGAACUCUCCGUAGUUCUUACAAUUACGACACCUAUUUAACAACAGGCUCACGAACCAGCGACUUCAAGUUUGUUCGGUCAUUUAAUGACAUGACUCUUCCCACUGAUCAGACGCUGAGGAAACCAAAUGAAAUCACUGACACGAAAGACAGCGCAGAGGAUGGAUUCAAAUGCGCAACUCUGCUGGAUCCAAAACAGGUCAACUAG
Conger conger (European conger) is the source of this 2424-nucleotide messenger RNA. RefSeq names its product protocadherin gamma-A11-like. Gene Ontology annotation, cellular component: plasma membrane. Gene Ontology annotation, molecular function: calcium ion binding. The transcript is spliced from 2 exons. NCBI's taxonomy places the organism in Eukaryota, Metazoa, Chordata, Actinopteri, Anguilliformes, Congridae. The record is from RefSeq and is a predicted model, not a curated record. Bases 1 to 2424 code for a protein of 807 amino acids. Gene Ontology annotation, biological process: homophilic cell-cell adhesion.